Lipotes vexillifer (Yangtze River dolphin) is the source of this 6309-nucleotide messenger RNA. RefSeq names its product fer-1 like family member 5 (gene FER1L5). The record is from RefSeq and is a predicted model, not a curated record. Lineage: Eukaryota; Metazoa; Chordata; Mammalia; Artiodactyla; Lipotidae. Gene Ontology annotation, cellular component: membrane. Gene Ontology annotation, biological process: membrane fusion; plasma membrane organization.
AUGCUGCGGCUUGUCGUGUGGUCAGCCAAGAUUAGCCCACCCCUGAGUCCCCCACCCAGACCCUGCGUGUCCGUGUACUUCAGAGAUGUCAAGAGGACAACUCAUGAGGUGGAAGGCAAUCACCCCAUAUGGAACGAGACCCUCAUCUGGCACCUCUGGAACCGCCCCCUGCAAAAGGACUCUUUCCUGCAAAUCACCCUUGGGGACAUGGGCUCAGUAAAGAAGGAAAGGUUCAUUGGCCUGGCCACAAUACUGCUCAAACCCUUGGUGAAUAAACCAAGUAAGAUCCUUUUCGUGAAGGACCUGACCCUGCUCAACCAUUCCAUGAUGCCCACAGAUUGCACUCUCACCCUACAGGUGGCCCUUAUGACCUACAAGGAUAUCGAGAAGACAGGAGAUGAAGACCACCUGGCCAUAAUGGCACAAGAGGUGGCCAGGCAGAAAUGGAUGUCUCCCAGCUCCGCCGUUCACAAGGCUCUGUCCCCAAAGCCUCAGCAUUUCCAGGUCCGAGUGAAGGUGUUUGAAGCCCGGCAGCUCAUGGGCAACGACAUCAAGCCGGUGGUGAAGGUGGUCAUCGGAGGCUACCAGCACCACACGCGGAUCAAGAUGGGAAAUAACCCUUUCUUCAAUGAGAUCUUCUUUCAGAAUUUUUAUGAGGUUCCUGCAAAAUUCUUUGACGACACCAUCUUAAUCCAGACUGAUAUUGGGUUCAUCUACAGCUCUCCAGGUCACACACUCCUGAGGAAAUGGCUUGGCCUCUGCCAGCCAAAUGAACCCAGCAGUGGUGUGAGAGGCUACCUGAAAGUCACCAUCUCUGCCCUCGGUGUGGGAGACCAGGCACCGGUAGAUCAAAAGCUGACCUAUAGGGCUGAUGACACUGACAUUCAGAUCUUCAAGUCAUCGGUGGUGCCCAUCAAUAUGGCCUACUUACAGUUCUUCAUCUACUGCGCCGAGGAUCUCCACCUCAAGAAACACCACUCAGUGAGUCCUAUGUUGGAGGUGGAACUAAUUGGGGAAAAGCUCAAGACACACGUGCGGAUGCAAACCGAGAGCCCGAUAUGGAACCAGAUCCUGACCUUCCAGAUUCAGCUGCCCUGCCUCUCCAGCUACAUCAGGUUCAGAGUCUUGGACUGCCCCGGGAACAAGUGCCAUGAUGAGAUCGGGACAGUCAGCCUGUCCCUCAACCAGAUCUCGUCCACUGGAGCAGAAAUAGAAGGCAAGCAAGCCCCCGGCCCCGCCUCCUGCACCUCUCCCACCCGGACCUGGGGACCCUUCUCACCCUCUCCCCUUGCAGGCAUGUACUCUGGCUUCCUCCCCUGCUUUGGCCCCAGCUUCCUGACUCUCCGUGGGGGUAAAAAGGCCCCUUUCAGGAUCAAGGAGGAAGACGCUACUAUCCCCAACAUCGUUAAGGAUGGUUUAGCUUAUCGAGGCCGAGUCUUCCUAGAGUUAAUCACCCACAUCAAGUCCCAUCAAGAUGCUACGAUGAAGGAUCUCUCCCGAGAUGUGAUCAGCGUAGAGAAGCACCAGAACCGCCAAAAGUAUGGGCUGUGCGUCAUCUUCCUUUCCUGUACCAUGAUGCCCAACUUUAAGGACCUGAUCCAAUUCGAGGUCAGCAUUGGUCACUAUGGAAACAAGAUGGACCUGAGUUACAAGCCUCUCGUCUCCACCACACAGUACAGCCAAGUGAUAUAUGAUGGGAACGUCUACCAUUACGUGCCCUGGUACAACACCAAGCCCGUCGUGGCCGUGACCUCCUACUGGGAGGACGUCAGCUUCCGCAUGAACUGCCUCAACCUCCUCCAGUUCACUCGGGACCGCCUGAAAGCCAAUCUGGACACCCUGAAAUCCAUGAGGAAUCCAAGGGACCCGGCUCUGCUCCCACAGUGGGAGAAACUGCUGAGGGAGCUCAUGGAGGACUGCAAGUGCCCACUGCCCUGCAUGACUGAUCAGCCCAAAGCAACGGACCUGGACAAGAAGAGGUGGCAGCUCCGCAGCCUCCUUCUGCAGGAGCUGGCCCGGAAGGCCAAGGAAGCCCAGCCCAGGGACAUGGUGGCCACCGUGGAGGGCUGGCUGUACCGCCUCAAUGCCGUGCUCCCCGAGCCCCAGAUAAACCUCCCGGACGUGAUGAUCUGGCUGAUGUCCCGGGAGCAGCGAGUGGCCUAUGCACAGGUGCCCGCCCACACCAUCCUGUUCUCCCCGACCGGCGCCCGGCACUCCGGCAGGUUCUGUGGGAAGACACAGACCCUCUUCCUGCAGUACCCAGAGGGUGAAGGAAAGAAGGACACGCUCCCGGCCCAGCUCCGGGUCUGCAUGUGGCUCGGCAACGUGGCCGACAGCAAGGAUCUGCAGCUGCUCUGCCAGGGCGAAGUCGUCGUGUCCGCGGAGACGUACGAGAACCAGGCCAAGUAUAAGGACCAGUGGGGACAGCAGUGGCUGCAGCACUGCCCCAGCUUCUCGGACGUCAUGGGGCACAAGGCCCUCCCCAAGGAAGAUUUCAAGGAGCCCCAUGGAUGGCACUGGCAGGGGCCAUGGACAGUGGAACCUCAGCGGAGGCUCCUCCUGGACACAGACAUCAACAAGAGCCAGGUGCUGGAGGAGGUGUACGAGAACCAGCGCCGGGACGCCACGGGGGCCUGGGUGCCUGCCGCCGUCCCCAACACAGACGCGAACGGAGAGCCCGUGGAGGCCCGGGAGAAUGUGAAGUGCCCCCAAGGCUGGCACGUGAAGAAGCACUGGGCUGUGGAGCUGAACCACGCGGUAGACAGCUGGGAGUACGGAGUGGGCAUCCCGCCCUCGGGGCUGCCCCAGGUCUGGAACUCGGUGGAGAAGACCUACUACUCCUGCCGCCGCCGGCGCUGGGCGCGCGUGCGCUACCGGGACCACGGGAGGCUGAGCCACGAGCAGGAGACCCUGUCCUUCCUGCAGCUGGUGAGGGGCCGCCUGGACGAGGAAGGCUGGGAGUACGGCGUCUUUGGCUCCAAGUUCCACCUGAACCCUCAGCCCCAGAGCCAGUUCCGCCGCCGCCGCUGGCACCGCAGGCUGGCCCCCAGCAAGGUCAAGGGCAUUGCACCCAUAUUCCUCCUGGAGGGAUCCUUGGUAAAGCCCCAGGUGACCUGGGCCUGGGCUGGGGGAGGCAGGAAAGGCACCUAUGAGCCUCAGGGUCUGUCCUGGGCACAGAGUCUAGAUAUGAAACAGCAAGCUAAGAGGGAAGCGGACAUGGUGUCGUCGACACGGAGACUGGACAGAAUCAGGAGCUCCUGGAGGGCUCCCCCAGAGAUCACCCAGCCACCCAACCUGCCCUUCAUCUACUGCAUCUUCAACAAGCCCCACUACUACCAGCUCUUCUGCUACAUCUACCAGGCCCGGAACCUGAUGUCCAACCGCACGCAGACAUUCCAGGCGCCCUUCAUUCGGUUGGUCUUCUUGAACCACAUCCAGUGUACCCAAACCCUGAAGAGCUCUGCAGCCCCUACGUGGGCCCAGACGCUCAUCUUCCAGCACCUCCUCCUGUACGAGAACCCCCAGGACACCAAAGAGAGCCCACCAUUUGUGGUAUUGGAACUGUGGCAGCGGGACCCCCAGGGCAAUGAGAGCUUGUGGGGACGGAGCAUGUGGUCACCGGUGGUCUGGCUGGAUGUCCAAAAACGGAUCCUGCCCGCCAUGAGGUGGCACCCCCUUGUAAAAGGGUUGGAGGAGGAAGAGGGCGAGAUCUUGGCGUCCUGUGAGCUGAUCCUCGAGACUGAGGUGCUGGGAGAGAGGCAGCUGCCAAUCUUAAGUGUUCCCUGGAAGAAUGGGAUCUACAUCCUCCCCAAGAGCAUCCAGCCCACGCUAAGGAAAAUGGCUAUUGAGAUGCUGAUCUGGGGCCUUCGGAACAUGAAGCAGGUGCGUUCGCCCCGGCUCCUGGUGGAAUGCUGGGAAGAGUCCGUGCAGACAGAGCCCAUCAGGGACUUCCAGACCAAUCCCAACUUCACCCAGUCAACCCUCUUCCUCACGCUGUACAUGCCUACGGAUGAGGCCUUCGCGCUGCCCCUGGUGCUGAAGGUGGUGGACAACCAGGACUUCGGCCAGGAGACCGUGGUGGGUCAGGCCAACGUUGACUCCCUACAGCCCUACUUCUGUGACCCCUGGGCUGAGGACUACAUGCCCCCACGGCCUCCAAUGCUGUCUGGGAAGAAGUACCAGGAGCUCCUAGGUUACCUUUACGAAAAGUUCUGGUUCAAGUCCAGCAACGCUGAGGAUGAACACAACCAGGAAGUGGACUGGUGGAGCAAGCUGCUCUGGGCCACAGGAGAUGCUCCCCUGUCCCUAAAGUACAAGUACAAAGAGUAUCACACCCUGAAGGUAUACGACUGUGAGCUGGAGGCCGUGCCAGCCUUCCAAGGCCUGCAGGACUUCUGCCAGACCUUCAAACUCUACCAAGAAUGGCCCAAGCUGGACAGCCCUGUGGUAGGGGAGUUCAAGGGCCAAUUCCGUGUCUACCCCUUUCCUGAGAAUCCAGACACCCCCAAGCCCCCUCGCCAGUUCCUGCCUUGGCCUAAGAAAGAGGACUUCCCUCAGCAGUGCUUGGUGCGGGUGUACGUGGUGCGAGCAGUCAACCUGCAGCCCCAAGACACCAAUGGCCUGUGUGACCCUUAUGUGAUCCUGAAACUGGGGGAGACAAAGCUUGGCAACCGGGACAAGUACCAGCCCAACACUCUGGACCCCAUCUUUGGCAUGAUGUUUGAAAUGAGCUGCACCAUCCCCCUGGAGAAGGACCUAGAGAUCCAGCUGUAUGACUUUGACCUAUUUUCACCCGAUGAUAAGAUUGGAACCACAGUCAUCGACCUUGAAAACCGACUCCUGUCUGGCUUUGGAGCUCGUUGUGGGCUCUCCAAAUCCUACUGCCAGUCAGGGCCCUUUAGGUGGCGGGAUCAGAUGCCCCCAAGCCUGCUCUUGGAACACCACGCCAAGCAAAAAGGACUGCCUCCGCCUCUGUUCAGCCCUGAGGAUGACUCUGUGUUUUACAAUGGGAAAAAAUUCAGACUGCAAAGCUUUGAGCUGAAGCCCCCUACUGCUCGCUUUUUGGGAUCUAAGAAAGAACGCCUUGCGCUGUACCUCCUGCAUACCCAGGGACUGGUACCUGAGCACGUGGAGACCCGCACACUGUACAGCGACAGCCAGCCGGGCAUCGACCAGGGAAAGGUGCAAAUGUGGGUGGACAUCUUCCCCAAGAAGCUUGGGCCUCCUGGCCCCCCAUUCAACAUUAGGCCCAGAAAGCCUAGAAGCAAAGCCUCAGAGAACAGUGGCUACAGGUAUGAGCUGCGCUGCAUUAUCUGGAAAACUGCCCACGUGGACCUGAAGGAAAAGAGUUUAAGGACCGAGAGGAUGAGCGACAUCUAUGUCAAAGGAUGGUUAUUCGGGAUGGAGGAGGCCAUGCAGAAGACAGAUGUCCACCACCACUCCCUGACGGGGGAAGGCAUCUUCAAUUGGCGGUUCAUCUUCACCUUGGACUACCUGGCAGCAGAGCAAGCGUGCGUCUUGAGUCAGAAGGACUACAUAUGGAGCCUGGACCCCACAGUGAUGAAGUUCCCAGCCCGGCUCAUCAUCCAGAUCUGGGACAAUAACAUCAUCUCCGCGGAUGACUUCCUAGGGGUCCUGGAGCUGGAUUUGUCUGACAUGCCCCUCCCGGCCCGGCAUGCCAAGCUAUGCUCCAUCAGGAUGAUGGAUGCUGACUCCAAGUGGCCUCACUUCCUCCAGUACAAGCACUGCUCCCUCUUUAAGAUGAAGACUGUAAGCGGCUGGUGGCCUUGCCAGGUCCUCGAUGGCGGCAAAUGGCGCUUGUCGGGUAAAGUGAAGAUGACCCUGGAGAUUUUGACAGAGAAGGAAGCCUUAAUCAAGGCAGCAGGAAGAGGCCAGUCGGAACCCAACCAAUACCCUACACUCCAUCCUCCCCUACGCACCCAUACCUUGCUCAUGUGGUUUCAGUCACCCAUUGCAAGGUUCAUCCAUGUUUUCUGGAAACGCUACCGCUUCAAAAUCAUAGCCAUCUCAAUCAUACUGCUUAUAGGGCUUCUGCUGUUCAACUUUAUCUAUUCAGCUCCGAACUAUUUGGCCAUGAGCUGGGUCAAGCCUGAACUUCGGCUGAAUGCUCCCAUUCAAAUAUACGCCAAUAUCAUCAAUUCACUAAACACGAGCAAUGCCAACUCUUCCAACCUCGCCACUCCCCAUCAGAACCUGAAAUCUACAACAGGCCAUAAGCUGAAACUCCUCCAGGGACACAUAAAUCACCUGUGAGCUAUUUUCCCAGAACUUCCAGCCCCACCAGACUGA